Molecule: messenger RNA, 450 nt
Organism: Aspergillus japonicus CBS 114.51
Lineage: Eukaryota; Fungi; Ascomycota; Eurotiomycetes; Eurotiales; Aspergillaceae
Exons: 2
Coding region: 1-450 (149 amino acids)
Source: RefSeq, a predicted model, not a curated record
AUGAAGCCGCAAACAUGCACGAUCCUGAUGGGCCUAAUGGGCCCAAUUCGCCCCGACAAUUCUGUCGUCCCUCAAAUGAGAAUCACCCCUGAGGACAAUCCAUGUCCGACCCGCAUGGAAGUCAGGUCAGAAGAGGGGUUGGAUUGGCUCUUCGUGCAAUAUGCCCCCUUGGUGAACGCUCAGAUGACAAUCUCGGUCCGGGAGGUCCACCAUGCCCAAGAUGAGCAGUGCUUUGAGCGGCCGCGCAGAACUUGGGAAGUCAAUUGCCGGAUCUUUCGGCAGGCGAUUAUGAAAUGGUGGUGGCUGUACGUGAUGAUGGGAUGCUGUGCGACCCCGUUGGAAUUGAAAUAUGACGACACGCGGCAGUUCGGCGAUCAGAACAGAGACUGGGGACAAACUCAAUUCAGCCAGACCCAGGCGGAGGAUUACAGCUCUGACAGGACCAUCUAG